UGUCCCAACAAUUGCCAUUGUGGAAACUCACCCCAAGCCUAGAAUUUCCAUUUUAUUUAACGCAUUCCAUUGUUUUUCCUUCAUUAAUUCGCAAAGAUAAAUGAUUUGUUUGUUUUUUGAUAAGUGUCAGUCUUCAAUGAUGUGAGAUGAGUAGUUGAAGAUUGUUAUUUUUAGUGAUAGAAUUCGUUAGAGGCGUGAUUUGGUGAGUGGUACGAGGCAAGGACAAAGCUAACCCAUAAAAAUAAUAAUACAAUGGCUGCAGCAGCGGCUGCCGCACUCCUUGAUGAAUUGAUGGGAAGGAAUCGCAAUGUUCUUCCUAAUGAGAAGCCUAAAGAGCUCAACUGGGAAGAUCCUGAGUUUUGCAAACUCUAUCUGGUGAAAUUCUGUCCCCAUGAUUUAUUCGUUAAUACCAGAGCAGAUUUGGGCGCCUGUGUUCACGUUCACGAUGAUGAAGCUAGGGAUUUAUUUGAGAAAGCUCCAUAUUCAUAUAGAAAACAACAAUACGAGGAUGAGUUCAUUCGGUUUUGCCAGAGUAUGCUCAGUGAGGUGGAGAGAAAAAUCGUCAAAGGGAAGCAACGACUCGCUUUAAUAGGAAAGACUGAGGCACCCACUCUGACACCAGCGCAGACACAGAGAAAUGAGGAGCAAAUUGCUCUUUUGACGGAGAAGAUCAAUAAAUUGGUGGAGGAGGCUGAACAAAGUGGUAUCCAGGGAAACGUGGAACAAGCACAGGGGCUCAUGAGGCUGUGUGACCAGCUCAAGGAAGAACGAGAGACAUUGAGAAAGUCUAAUGAUAAUAGUCAUUAUAAUCAGACUGCGGAAUUGGCAGCUGCACAGGAGAAACAAAUGGAGGUGUGUGAUGUUUGUGGAGCAUUCCUAAUUGUUGGUGAUGCCCAACAACGUAUAGAUGAUCAUUUAAUGGGAAAACAACACGUCGGAUAUGCUAGACUCAAAAGUGCACUUCAAGAAAUAAUGGCGAAGAGAGAAAAAGCUCGAGAUGAGAAAGAACAAAGGAGAGAUGAAGACAGGAAGCAAAGGGCUCGAGUAAAUGAAGAGAUUGAGCGAAAACGACGUGAGACUGAGAGAGAGAGGGAUCGCGAUCGCGACAGGGAAAAGCGUCGUAGACGUGACGACGACAAAGUUCGCCAUGAUUUCCACAGUAGGAAUGCGAGCCACCAAAGUCGAAGCAGAUCGCGUGACCGUCAUGAACGUCACAGAGAGGACGAGAAUCACAGACGUCACAAUAGAGAUAAGGGGAGCCGUGAUCAUCGAAACUCCAAUAAUUAUGGUCGACGUCGACGCCGGUCAAGAAGUCGAAGUCACAAGUAACAACUCUUGAUUGGUUAGUGAGUGAGGAGUGAUCCAGGUAUGCACUAGAAAAACAUUUGAUAUUAACGUGUCAAUUACUGUACAGGUAUUCCACCAGGUGAGUUUAACUAGUAAUGCACAUAAAUGUCAAUUAUUUACAUGUUGUGAUUUAUAAAAACUCAAUAAUCCAGAGUAGAAAAAAACAUACACCCGAUGUAAAUUGACAGAAAGCAUCUCUUCGUUUUUGCGACACGAGUUGAAAAUAAUUUUGAAAAAAUUUUCGAAACGAUAUAUCAUGGUAUACAGAAAAAUUAACGGAAUUAAAAAAAUUUAAUGGAGAAUGGAAAAAUGAAUAUCCGAUGAAUUUUAGAUAGUAAUUUACAGCAGAGCAAGGUGGGAGAAGGUAUACCUAUCCUUGCUUUGAUCAGGAAUAUGAAUUGACAAUAAAAAAUCGAAGAUCAUGCCAAAAAAAAAUAAUUGGGUGCAAAUAACUUCGACUACUCCAUAGAUUCUAUUUAUAUCGUUUUGUUUACUCUCUU
Messenger RNA from Fopius arisanus, 1847 nucleotides. Its product is annotated as luc7-like protein 3. Gene Ontology annotation, biological process: mRNA splice site recognition. Lineage: Eukaryota; Metazoa; Arthropoda; Insecta; Hymenoptera; Braconidae. The transcript is spliced from 7 exons. The coding region runs from base 253 to 1329 and encodes 358 amino acids. Gene Ontology annotation, molecular function: mRNA binding. Gene Ontology annotation, cellular component: U1 snRNP; U2-type prespliceosome. The record is from RefSeq and is a predicted model, not a curated record.